UGGGAACCGCUUUUCUCGGUCUUGGAAAUUUAUUGCUUGUCUCAUAAAAUGUCUGGCAUAAUGGCUUCUUUGGAAUAAUAUUGACAAGGUAAAGGUUGGUGAAUCAGAUCAUUGACUUGGCCUGUUGACUCUUUAUCCUCCACAAAAGAAUGGAGGUGUAUACUGUUCGCCUCAGGGAAUCCUAGACAUGUGUUAAUGACUGAAGCCAUGAUCGAGAGUGUCUUGUAAGAUGGAAGAAGAGAAGUGUCUGGCCUAGUGCUAUCUUUUGGACAUGACAGCCCAGCCUGUUUUAUCACUGAGUGUCCAGCAAGAAGUACAGCUUCGCUUCCUCAAUCCAUCUGAUGUAGGGGAAGUGAAAAAACUGUGCAGGGAAUGGUUCCCUAUUGAGUAUCCAGACUCAUGGUAUGAGGAGAUUACCUCGAACUCCAGGUUCUAUUCUCUCGCUGCAACCCACCAUGCAAGAAUUAUCGGCCUCAUUGUAGCAGAGUUAAAGCCUCAAAGUAAACUCAACAAGGAGGAUGGCGAUUUGCUUGCCAGCUACUACCCACCCGCCACCCAGGUGGCGUACAUACUCAGUCUUGGCGUGGUUGGAGAUUUCCGUAGAAAUGGGAUAGCAUCCUUACUCCUUGACAGCUUACUGUCAUAUCUAACAUCAAAAGAACGACUGGAAUGCAAAGCUGUGUACCUGCAUGUUCUGUCAACAAAUUCAGUGGCUCUCAGGUUCUAUGAACGCAGAAGAUUUCGACGGCAUCUUUUCCUUCCAUACUACUACGCAAUACAGGGGAAAGCAAGAGAUGGAUACUCAUAUGUCCUGUACAUAAAUGGGGGCCAGCCUCCUUGGUCAAUAUUUGACUAUUUGUCCCAUUGCAGCAGUGUCAUGACAAAACUACAGCCCUGUGCUCUACCUCGCCACGUGUACAGCGCCGUCCGGAACAUUUUACAACGCUUGUUGUCUAGAUCUGCGUCAGAAGUUUCACACAACAGUUGAUAAUUACGGCCACUCAUCAUGAAUAGCCGCCUCUUUGACAGAUGCAGUGGACAAAAACGUGUUUGGUGCAUUCUCAUCAAUUGGUUGAACUUAUCAAAAAGCUGUUCUUGCUGAGGAUAUCAUUGUGUUUGAAACUGUUAUGUUGUGUGUGCCUCCUCUGAGUUACGUUGAUACAAGCAAUGAUUCAUCGUGUGUGAAUUAUGUAGGACAGGCUUUCUGUGAAUUUUGUAAAUGUAGAUAUUAUUUGUAGCUAAAUGGUGACUGUGAUAGUGCAUUAAUGACUUUUUUUUUAAAAUUCUGAUUUUGAAGACAUUGUUGUAUUAAGGAAGUGAAAGAGACUGGUGAAUAUAUUCUUGGGAUGGAAGGCUUCCUCAGCAAUUUGUCUGUGAUGAGGGUGUGGUAAAAGAGAGAUGCGAAUUUACACAAUUUCAAUUAAAAGUGUUAGAACUACUUGAACAACUGUACGAGGUCUUUAGAAUUUGGAGUUACUGGACAAUUGAAUGUUGCACAGGCCUCAUUUAAAAGAAAGCUUGUGAAGGUAAGUUUAGUCCAAAUCUCUUUAUUAAUAUAUACAUGUAAAAUUUACUUCUCAUCAUGAUAUCUUUGAGGUAGAAAUGUACAUCUGUAUCUGAGAACAGUCUACAGGAAAAAUUAAAGUGGAUUCACUUCAUUACAAUUUGUAAGCUAAAGAACCUAUUUGCAAUUUGAGUGGAAGCAGAGGUUUGAGCAUUUUGUUUGUUAAUGUGUAAGAUAUAGAUAGCAGUUAAAAAAAUAUGCAGAUUUAGCUGCACUUUGAACCUGGCAGUUGUUUUUCACAAGUUGCUAUAUUUCUUGUUUCGAAGACUCACUUCAUUGUAGGAAAAUUCCAAGGCAUUCGUAGUGCUCGUAAAUUGUAUUUGCCUUAUUCAAAAUUUAAGUCGCUUUUUAAAAAAAAAAAAUUUUUUUUUUAGAAGUCUGAUACAAUAACUAUCCAAGGGUUUGAAAUGUAUGUAGUUUUUUGACAGGUCAUAGUUUUUGUGAAAUUUCUGCUUUUUCAUCCAAUAGUUUAUUCAUUUGAUUUGAGUUUUUUGUUUUGUUUUUUGUUUAUUUUUCAGUCUCUUUGCACUCAAGAUUGGUUGUGCAGCAUAUUGAGCAUUUUAUUAUUAUUGCUCUUUUCUGGUUUGUUUCUGGUUUCGGUGGAGACAAAAUAUAGGAAUUUAUUUUUGAUUUACAGUCUCGUGAAACAAAAUAAUCCCAAAUUUAUGAAGAGUAGUGGCUAGAAACUAUUUGCUUGGUGUGUUCUGUGAGAAAGUCUCGAAUUUUUAGAAAUAUCUGGAAAUACUGAAUAAGGGUGAUGUUGAUUGAUGUGUAAUCAAAUCAAGUGUAAAAACCUCUGAGUAUUGUCGGUCCAUGUACAAUGAUAAUGAACUCAUAUAAAACACAGUUUUGAGUGUUGUAACAGGGGUAAUUUUUUUCUUUGAACUUCAAACAGUAAGGUGGACCAGAAUACAAACUUCAAUACCUUAUUUUAUUUCACAUGGUUCAACGUUUUUAGACGAGACAAGUAAGAGUGUCAGAGGAAGUUGUUGUUUUUUUCAUGAAAAGCAUGUAACAAGUAGUUUUUGUGCGUAUUUUUUUACAUAAAUUUUUUUGCUUUGAGGUUUCUACAGACUCAUAUUUACUUCAGUUGACAAACGACUUCAUUGCAGCAGCAGUGUGGAAGAUGAAGGUGAUUUUUUUUUUUAAGCACUCCCAGUUCAUCACACAUAAGUAUGCUUCAUAGGUUUUUUUGGAGGUUUUUUUUCAGUUGAAAAUCAUAAUUAUUUUGAUUCGCUUCUUUUGAAAAUUGUAAAUGCUGUUUCAGAGACUUAGCGCACAGAAAAUGAGCUAUGUGAACAAUAGAAAACCAGCUUGUCUUGAAGGACAGGUCUGCCUGUUUGUUUAUAAUGCUCAUACUCUUAGACUUAUAUUUCAUCUCCAAUGGAUUUAUUUAUGUUUUUUCUCACAUGCCCAUAUUUUCACCAUAGUUUUGACAUUGCAGCUUUCUGCUUGUUUGUUUACAUAUAAACAAUUAGUACUGUUCAAAGAUAUCUUUUUUAAAAAAUAACAAAAGCUCAUGAUUAUAGCUUUUAUGCAUAAGGCAGUGAAUGAUGUUUGAAUCCUGGCAACAGGCUAGACAAGAAAAAUUAAAACAUGGAUAUAUUUCAUAGUUUUGUAUACUUUGUAUCAAAAGUUAUUGUUCUCUGGGCAGUUUUAUAAAAGUAACUUUUAAGCUUAUGCGAUCUUGAAAAAAUAUCUAUAUAUUAUAUGUGGACUUGUUUUGUUUUUUUUACUUUAUUUAUAAGUGCAAGAUGCGAAGAAUGUGAUAUCCGCUAUUAAUAGUUUUCCCACUUUGUACAUUUUUGGGAACUUGACCUAAAAGGGAUAGGGUUUGAGUAGAGCAGUAAGUAAAUGUUGAAAAAUUAGUUUGUUACUACUUAUAGAUGUACUGUGGCAAUUUCUGUUAUGCCUUACUUUAGCGGAUAUACUUUCCAGUAGAUAUUAAACACUCUAUUGUACGCUACGCUGGCUACCUAGGGAAGUUAUUUUGCUUAUUGUAAGUGUUCUGUGAUUCAUGAACUGAAUACAUGUAACUGGGUACCCGUCAUGUCAUGUCAGUAUUAUGACAUCUGAGUGUUUAUUUACAAAGUAGAGAGUGUAAUCGUUCAUAUCCCACGGGGUAGCAGCUCAAAUAUUGUAACUCGGGGUUUUAGAGAAAAAAAUCACGGUUUUACAUGUUCCAGGGCAAGUGGAUGCGGGGAAACCUCAAAAUCAUAUGCUUUUUUGGGUGAAAAUACACUUUGAAUUGAAAUUCCAGGUUUUGUUGAUGGAUAUAAUACAUGAUGAUGAAAAAUCAGCUUUUUGCUCCUGUAAAAUUUGAAAAACCUGAAUUACAAUUACAACAGUUGUGCUGCUGCCCCGCAGUCUGUCUUCAGGUUUUGAUGACAAACGUUUCUAAUUUUCAGGUCUUAUUAUACACAUAACCAUACUAUUUUGUAAAGCUAUGGUUUAUGCAGCUAUCUGUUGUUAACUUAAAAAACUCAUAUCUCAAUAUAGGCCUAUUGUGUGUGGUUGUUUUUCUCAGUAUUUUUUUCUAGCCUUUAACAUCAUCAGUAUUGUUCAAGUUACCUUGAUAGAAAUCUACAGGACGGCAAGUGGCAUUUCAAGUCAAGGAGCAUAAUGUGAGAUAGAUUAGUGAGCUGUCGGCGAGAAAGAAUUGCUCUUGAUGUGAAUAAAUAAUUGUAUGGUAUGUGAAGUUUACUCUUUUGUGAGGUAAGCAGUAAAAUCUAUAGCAAAAUGGCUUGUGUGUGACGUGAGGAUUUCAGUACUUAGGGUGAAAAAAAUGAUGUUUUUUUUUGCUUCUAUUUUGCGCCCUCCGUUUUCACUCUUUGUUUGUAUACUUUCAGACAGUUUGUGUGAUUUUUAAAAAAAAGUGAAAUGUAAAUAUAUGGAUAUAUGUAUUAAUGUUUACUAUUCUUAGCAGAUAUUGCUUUGUGCAAUACACAUUUUUUUAAUUAUGACUUUGUAUUACAAUUACAAUUGUUGGUAUCAACUUGCACUGAGAAAAAUUUUGUCAAGAGUGUUUGCGUGUGAAGAGGUUGGUGGAAGAUGGGGGGUAUUUGUCAAAGCUCUCUUUUCAGGCGGAUUGGAAGGAAAGAUUAUCAAAUGUUUAUUUAUGAAAGUGACAGUGUUUGCUUUCCCAGAUAUACGUACAUGCAUUCCUAUUAGAAUUCUUAUCACUUGUCUUGAUUCAAAAGACAUAUAAUAUGCCUUUAUUUGUAUCGAACCUAAGAGAGAUUUAGUAACAUGUCAUGACACUUUGCAGUCACACAGCCAGUAGUACAAAAUACCCCAUCUGGUCGCCCAGCCAGGAGAGUGACUGCAAUGGACAUCUCGAGCAUGACGCAGUUCUGCGCCAGGUGACUGGAACGGAUAAUUUUCACCGUCACAUUAUUGCGCCAAGUGACUGCAAAGCGUUAAUAAGGCCAGUUUGAGAAGGAAAAGAAGGACACCUAUCUUUUUUUUCCAUUUUAUUCCCACUAUGUGUACCAUCUUUUGGUGUGGCACAUUGCCUUGAGCUUGACAUAUCUAUUGUAGUUGUAGUUUCGUUUUCCUGAAGAAAAAAAGAA
Molecule: messenger RNA, 5136 nt
Organism: Aplysia californica (California sea hare)
Lineage: Eukaryota; Metazoa; Mollusca; Gastropoda; Aplysiida; Aplysiidae
Product: N-alpha-acetyltransferase 60
Exons: 6
Coding region: 272-988 (238 amino acids)
Biological process (GO): N-terminal peptidyl-methionine acetylation
Cellular component (GO): Golgi membrane
Molecular function (GO): protein-N-terminal amino-acid acetyltransferase activity; histone acetyltransferase activity
Source: RefSeq, a predicted model, not a curated record